This is a messenger RNA of Rana temporaria (common frog), 1510 nucleotides long. RefSeq names its product claudin-12-like. Lineage: Eukaryota; Metazoa; Chordata; Amphibia; Anura; Ranidae. Gene Ontology annotation, cellular component: plasma membrane. Bases 514 to 1248 code for a protein of 244 amino acids. The transcript is spliced from 2 exons. The record is from RefSeq and is a predicted model, not a curated record.
CAGAGGGGAUUCUGGGAUUUGCAGUCUCCUGGAAAGAGAUUUACUACAUCUGCAUGGAGGGUUCCUGGACUCCCAGAAUCCUUUUCUGUGGGAUGCUAGGCAUGUGCAGUGUGACACACAGGAGCAGCGUCUGCAGUCCUGAGCCCCCAGCCUGCGCCUGUGUGGGUGGUAGGUGACACCGCGCUCUCUCUCUCUCUCUCUCUCUCUCUCUCUCUCUCUCUAGGAUGAGAUGCAGAAUAACAUUGUAUAGGAUGUCACUGAGCCCCAGCUGGUGCUCCCAGCCCUGCAGAGAUUGGAUGCUGCGCUCGCUGCUGGAAGCUCAUUAAUUACGGGUCGCGGAUUGUCCAUAGAAUUCCAGCACUGGGGCGCAUUCUAAUUUUGGGAAACAUUAAUUGGUGUCUUUGCUGCCAGCGUUCCGCAUCAAGGAGCCCUCUCUGCUCAAGGUGGAGGCAUUCCUAUUGCUGGAUGCACAUUGGCUGAAGGAAUUAGGAGCAGUAAUUCCCGAAGGUUCUAAUGGGCUGCCAGGAGGUGCACGCUAUUACUCUGCUUGCCUUUGUCUGUGGUACGGCCUCCGUCUCGGGACUGUUUACUGCCAUUCUUCUUCCCCAAUGGAGACAGAUGAAGCUGUACACUUUCAACAGGAACGAGAAGAAUCUGACAGUGAGCAUGGGAUUAUGGGUAAAGUGCACUCGCUUAGAGUGGAGCAGGGAGUGCAUGAUCUACGACCGGGACUGGUACGCCACCGUGGACCAGCUUGACAUCCGCAUUCUGCAGUUUGCACUUCCUUUCAGCAUUUUGACUGCCGCCUCGGCCCUUGUCCUUGUCCUGACCGGGAUCUGUAACACCACCUUCAGCACCAACAUGCCGAGUCUUAAGCUGGCCAAGUGCCUGGUCAACAGUGCCGGAUGCCACCUCGUGGCGGGCAUGUUGUUCUGCUUGGCGGGAGUGAUGAGCGCUACUCCAUCUACCUGGGUAAUACUCUAUAACAGCAUUUUGAACAGCAAGUACGGACCGUAUUUCACCUAUGAUAUCGCCGUCUUUGUCGCUUUAGGGAGCUCUGGCGGGAUGUUUUUCACAGCUGCUCUCCUGUUCGGUUGGUACUGUAACUGCAAAACUCUGACAUCAUCAUAUUGGCAGCCAUUGUACUCCCAUAUGCCCAAUAUGCAGAAUUAUAUCCCCCCAUCCUACUCUGCCCAGGCCCACCUGUCGCCCAUUGAAAUAGACUUUCCCGUCACGUACACGGUGUAGUGAAAAUGUAAUUUCAGACUUUUAGAUAGAUACUCGUAAAGAAAAGCAGAAACAAGGAUAAUUCAUUGUCAGAUGUUGUGAUUGGAGAAAAUGAUGUAUUUAUUUUAAAUUAAAGGGUAAAUUGAUAUAAAACAGAACUCCAGAAAAACUUCUAAAUACACAGCUGGAAUACAUAUUCCUGGGUUUAACCCAGGGCCGUCUUUAAUAUUAAUUGGACCCUGGGCAAACAUUUUCUUGGGCCCUCCCAAAUCCACUUAUGAAC